CUUGCGGCUGGCAGGCUCCAGUAUCAUUGCUGUUUGUGAAGCGAAAUAAUCCAACGAAAAGUGAUUCUUGAAGUGUUACUUGCAUGAGGUAAUUCUGGACGAAUAUAAUUCAUAUCUCCAAAAGGCAUAUAGCAAAAUGUUUUGCUAUCACUGUCCUCUGACGAUGCCUCCUUCAUCUGUGGCACCUAGGCCUCCUCCUUUGCCAUUUUCCGUCUAUUCUACCGUGUCUCCUUACAGCGGUUACGGGUACCAGUCGGACCUGCACGACGACAACUUCGUGCGACGAAAACAGAGACGAAAUAGAACUACAUUUACUGUUCAACAGUUAGAAGAAUUAGAGAAAGCAUUUGCACAGACACACUAUCCAGAUGUUUUCACAAGAGAAGAUUUAGCUAUGAAAAUUAACUUGACAGAAGCUCGAGUUCAGGUCUGGUUCCAAAACAGACGAGCAAAGUGGAGAAAGGCCGAGCGCCUACGAAAAGAAAGGGAGGAGAAAGACCGCAUUCCUUCUUCAGAUGAUCAAACCCCUAGGGACGAUCCUGCCUCCCCCGACGAAGACCCUGCGGGGGCGGAUGACCCCUCCUCUCUCCUGUUAGCACCCUCCGGAGGGGACAAGUCCGGCUCAUCUCCCUCCUCCUCCCAAAGGCACCUCACCGACGACGAGGAUGCUGACAGUUGUAGCGGCAGGGAGGACGAUCUAUCGCCGCCCCGCACAGCAGCCGCGUCCGCCGCCGCGGGAUCCGGAGAUGACGUCGCCGGGGACAGCGCUAUGGAGAAUUCCUUAGCUGUUAUUUCGAAAACGUCUUCCACUUCUUCAGCUGAAUCUUCAGUUCUGCUUGGUGGUACAUCAGAAUCGUUGGCUGAUUUCCCUUCCCUUCUGCUUGCAUCAUCUAGAUCUUCUAUGGGCUCUUUCGGGGGUGAUAGUAAUCUCUUAAAGGAUCCAUCGGGCUGUCUCAGGCCGGGUUCCUUUCUUAGGUCCUCACUCUUCUCAUCGCUCUCAUCAGGGGGUCCCCUAAGCAGUCAAGCCUGUAUGGAAAGCAUGAUGAAUCCUGCCAACCAAGGACGCUUUCCUCUACCUCCUAUGUACUUUCCGCACCACCUCAGCCAUCAAUUUACUCCUACAAGCCUGCCCUUCAAAGCAUUUCCCUUCUGCGCGUGUUGUCUUCCAAAACCCAUGACGUCAUCCAUGGUGACAUCAGAAAGCCCUUCACCCGACCCGACAUCGACAAGUGUCACAGACCUCCGACGGAAAGCUCGAGAACAUUCAGAAGCCUUGCUUCAAUCUGCUAUUCUUAAUAACGGCACUCAACAACAGAGCAGUUCUGACUGAUACAAAAAAUAUCUUUAGAAAAAAAUUUAUUCUUUUUGUUGGAAUAUCUAUUUGGAAUGAUACGGAAGAUCGUAAGAACCUUGAUGGCUACGGAUUGAACUUCAACUCCAAGAAAGAGGAUUAAUUCGGGUUGUACAGUGAUUUCUAUGGAUUAUUCCCAAAAUUUAGUGCUAAAGGAGUUUUAUUGAAGUUUGGUAUAUGUUCAAGGGAGUUGGAAUGAAAGGCAAUUUAGUGUUAUUAAAAA
Messenger RNA from Parasteatoda tepidariorum (common house spider), 1574 nucleotides. RefSeq names its product Dorsal root ganglia homeobox (gene Drgx). Gene Ontology annotation, biological process: regulation of transcription by RNA polymerase II. The record is from RefSeq and is a predicted model, not a curated record. NCBI's taxonomy places the organism in Eukaryota, Metazoa, Arthropoda, Arachnida, Araneae, Theridiidae. Gene Ontology annotation, molecular function: RNA polymerase II transcription regulatory region sequence-specific DNA binding; DNA-binding transcription factor activity, RNA polymerase II-specific.